AUGCCCAUUCUUCAAAGCAUUUAUGCCAACUUGUCUCAACCAUCAAAGAUUUCCAUUCCAUCCUCAGUAAAAUCACUGGACUUGAUGGUGUUUCGAAAAGUGUUGACUAGUAUCAGAUCGGUCACACAAUCAGUGAAUAAAGAUGAAAAAUUGCGAGGAUACACGCGUGGUGGAAUCAUUGUGGAUGCUACGACUAUGGGAGAUCUGGCCCACGACCGUGAACUCAUUAAACAUUUGACAGAGUUGAAACGUUCACUUGCCUUCAAAAAGGCAGGCGAUCCGUGA
Molecule: messenger RNA, 285 nt
Organism: Lodderomyces theae
Lineage: Eukaryota; Fungi; Ascomycota; Pichiomycetes; Serinales; Debaryomycetaceae
Exons: 1
Coding region: 1-285 (94 amino acids)
Source: RefSeq, a predicted model, not a curated record